AUGUCCACGGUGGCUUUACAAACGAGUAAACGUUCACUUGUGAAAUUACGUGCAGUCACAUUACAUAUCGACUGUGCCUAUGCAUCCAACGAUGCAUCACUGCGAUCGGCAAAGCCAGCAACAUCGGUGACAUUUGUCGGAGAUAAUUUACCCAUUAACAUGGGCUUGAAUGAAGUCAAGUCACUUCGUUUAACUGAUAUGAGACGUGGCAGUGGUGGUCGAGCAAGUUUCAGUGGAAUUGUUGCAACAGUUUUUGGCGCACAAGGGUUUGUUGGUGGUGUAACAGUGAAUCGACUCGCAAAAGAAGGUUCGCAAGUAAUUGUUCCCUAUCGUGGUGAUGUGUAUGGUUUACGAGAACUCCGUGUCCUCGGUGAUCUUGGUCAAAUUCUAUUUACACCAUUUCAUGGAAAAGACGAGGCAUCAAUUCGUCGUGCUCUGGAACACUCAAAUGUCGUUAUCAAUCUAAUUGGACGUCAAAGUGAAACUCGAAACUUUUCGUACGAUGAUGUUCAUGUUAAAGUAGCGCGAUCUAUAGCGCGAUUGGCACGUGAAUGCGGUGUACAACGAUUGAUUCACUUUUCAGCUUUAAAUGCUAGUCCCAAUCCGCCAGCGAUUAUUAUUCGCAAACCAUCGCGAUUUCUUCAAUCGAAAUAUGCUGGUGAAUUAGCUGUGCGUGAGGAAUUUCCUGAUGCAACAAUCUUUCGACCAUCAGCUAUUUUUGGAAAUCAAUAUAAUGAUGGAUUUAUUGCAUAUCAUUUCUCUCGAUGGGUUCGACCGUCAUCGUUUCUACGAGUCCCACUCUAUGCAUCAGGAGAAAAAACUAUUAAAGCACCUAUAUAUGUAAGCGAUGUUUCUAACGCAAUCUAUGCAGCUAUUCGAGAACCAAUGAGUAUUGGACAAACCUAUGAGAUUUAUGGACCUGAACGUUAUCAAUUACGAGAAUUAAUCGAAUACUGCCUCCGAUACAUGCGUCGGAAAAGUGUUAUUACACCACUGACACCCGACGUUUUUGUGAAAGCAAUAGGAAAUUACUUCUUUCAUAAAAGUCUUUACAAUAUCGAUCGUAUGCAAUGCGCUUAUGUUUCGGACACAUUUACACCUGGCUUACCUACCAUUCGUGAUCUAGGCAUUGAACCAAUCAAAUUUUCAGAUGCCAUUGGAAAUAUUAUGGCUUCAAUGAGAAAGAGUGGUCGAUAUGUUGAAAAUCCAGAAGAUUUCUUGAUACCUGACCCGCCGAAACCACUUUCACAAGAAUUUGAACUUUCAUACAAUGUAUCCUAUCCUUAA
This is a messenger RNA of Adineta ricciae, 1287 nucleotides long. NCBI's taxonomy places the organism in Eukaryota, Metazoa, Rotifera, Eurotatoria, Adinetida, Adinetidae. The record is from the annotation of a GenBank genome assembly.